Trypanosoma cruzi is the source of this 1602-nucleotide messenger RNA. RefSeq lists its product as uncharacterized. The record is from RefSeq and is a predicted model, not a curated record. NCBI's taxonomy places the organism in Eukaryota, Euglenozoa, Kinetoplastea, Trypanosomatida, Trypanosomatidae. The transcript has a single exon. The coding region runs from base 1 to 1602 and encodes 533 amino acids. Gene Ontology annotation, cellular component: Set1C/COMPASS complex.
AUGACGGAGAGUGCAUACCUCAAGAGCAGCGUGGGGCCGGUGCUUGCAAAGGCGGUGGCCGAGACCGUCCUCGCGCAGCCCAGCAACCCACAGGAGUACCUUGCGCUGUAUCUUCUGCAUGUGCUGCAGGAGGAGGAACGCCGCGGUGCCGCCGCCGAACGCAAGAAAAAGGCAGAAGUACAACGACAAAUGUGGGCAAGCGAACGAGCACUGCGUGAAAAGCGUGCUGCUGACACCAUUCAGCGAUUCUAUCGUCAGUGCAGGAGUAAAUUGCGGUUGCGGCGAGAGGAAGAGGAAGCGCUAUGGUCCAAAUAUGAAGAGGCCGAGGGUGAGGCGGAGGAACUCCUAGAUGAAGAAGAGACAGCCGCCGCUGCCGGUAAAUCGACGGAUGAGGUAGACAAAAUGGAUGGCAAAGAUGGCGCCGCCGCGGCUGGAGGAGUCGAGGGCAAUAAUGAGGAGGAGAUGAUUGAAGACGCCGCAAGCGCCGUGGAAGAAGCACGUCGAGACUUCUACAAGGCACAGCGCUUUAUGUUACACAUACGCAAGGCGCUGAUUGGUGCGUUGAAGAAGGAGCUUACGGAUCAGCGGGAGCAGAUACGGGUGGGACAGGACCGCAUGUAUGAUGUUCUUGACCUGGCUGAAGUCGAGCGACGGGAGAAGGAAGAGGCGGAGUUCGUUGCCGCCGUUACUGCAGGAGCCAUUCCAAGUUCGGCUGCGAUUACUGAGCUUGUAAAGAAAAGUGAGAUACCUCGUCAUGAACGUAUUUCUACCUCUAUGAUUUUGUACCGUGUCCUGCGAUGUUGGUGCUAUCUUUUUUUUGACAGCACCCCUAAACAGACGGAUACACCAGCAAAGGUCGCAGCGCUUGUGAAGCCCUUCACAUUUAUGCAACUUCUCCGGGCUUUUAACCCCGUCGCAUCGUAUCAGCGUAAUCGGCCGCUGCGGAUAGGUCUUGAGGGUAAGCAUGAGGAGGGGGAAGGCGAUGCGGAUGACAUGUUGCAGGAUGGUGGUGAGGAACCACUGCCGCAACCAAAACCGCGUCAGGCACGUCGUGUGAGCCGUGUGCUGCGUGUGCUGAUGCAUGAUGCUGAGUAUGUGUGUGCGGUAAAUCCUGCCGACUAUCUGGAUGAAGAAGAAGAAGAAGAGGGUGUUGCAAAGAACUCGACGGCAUCAGAACGCGGAGCGGCAUUGGCCACCCUUGUGGAGACCGCAGCGAAGAAGCACAGCGUCAUGCUUUACGCCCUGCUAAGAAUGCUACGCACCGCCAGUGCUUACCGGGACGCGCGUGAUCGCUGGGUUUCGCUGCUGCAGCAGAACGGCCAGGACGCACCUCCCAAUGAGGAGAUGCCAGAAGAUGAUGACGCGGAUUCAAAGAACGAAGAAGGACUGCGGGAUGAUGACGGUGAGGUGGACGAGGCUGCCGUCCGGCGUCUGUUGCUCGUAAUUGGCACGGACACAGACGAGGCACUUGCAAAAUUGUGGGCCGACCAAGACGAAAUGCAGCGCAAGAAGUGGCAGGCAAUGGCUGCAGCGAGACGCGGCGAAGAGGAAGAAGAAGUUGCCACGAACGACGAGGGUGACGAUGACGCAGGGGAUGAUUAG